AUGUUGGGCCAGGCUAUACGACGAUUCACAACCUCUGCGGUUCGCUCAUCGCAUUACGGCGAGGGACCAGGACAGGUAAUUUCCUCAAAAAAUAAAUGUUACAAAGAUUAGUUAAAUAAAGCCGCUGUCCCAUAACUAAGCCUACUACGGGCCUUAGCCUGCUUGUGUAGGUCACAAGCUAGGUAACCUUAAUCUGCAAGUUUUUCGUUUGAAAACAAAGUCAAGUGCUAGCUAGUUAUGAAACAUAUCGAGAUAAACACCAAUGUCUAACGUAUUGUAGUCAAGUUCGUUGUCUAUUUGACUCCUGCGUGGGGUUUCUACUUGCCGUAACGUUGGGUGGUAGCUAGAUAACGUUGCAUAGCCAUCUAGCUAGCAAACGCUUGCAGUUGUUAGCUAGCUAAAUUAGUCAGUUAACUAAUUUAGGCUAGCUAACUCUUUAAAUGUUUCUAGCUAGUCCUGGAUUGUCAGAAUAUACUGAAUAAAACGUCUUCAUAUCGUCAGCAUUUAGCUAACUGUUAUCUAUGUAAUUGUAACUGUAGCUAGGGUAACGUUAGUUCGUUGGCGUCACGUCAGUUAUCAGAGGUGAGUUGUUAAAUGAUUAGCUAGAUGGUUAACUUAGCUAGCUAACGUUAGCAAAUUAGUUGGCUACUGUUAGCUAACGUUACUUAUAUAAAUGAAUGAGGGUUGCAUGUACAACCUUGACAUGGCGAGCUUCAUAAACAUGAUUAUCAGGGCUAUCGAGGUAGUUAGCUACAUUAUUGGUUAAAUCGUCUACUUGUACGAUUAAACUGAGACUGAGCAAAGAUGUAACGACUGCAGCCUAUGCUAUGUCGAAAAUAUAAGACAACGUCGUCACAAAUCUGGGACCAGAGUCCCAUUGUUGCAAAGAGUUUUAGAACGGGCUUGGAAGCUCUAACCCUGCCAAUUGACUGGGAAACCCAAGGGUACACUCGCAAUGGCUGCCUGGUAUUGUGAUAAAAUAAUUUCCAUGAUAUUUCCGAAUGUUCUGUCAACUGAUGCUGGAUUACCAUUGUAAUGUAGAAUGUUCAUUGAAAUUAUGCUAGCUGAUGUGGCUCAUGCAAUUGAUUGUAUUUUUUGUAAAGUCAGUUGAGUUUACUAAAAAAAUCACAGCACAGAUUGAAGGGUACACUUCCUGCUUUUAGUCCUGGCAUGGGUGCACUCAAUGGCUGCCAAUCCACCCAUUAUGCCAUAAUUGACUUGAAUGGAGACGCCCUUUCUAUUAAUUCUUAUUUCUAUGGUCUUAACCUUUGUCGUCUUCAACCUAGACUGCAGCUAGCCAGCUAACGGUUAGUGCUAUCCGGGAUCCUUGGAACGUCCCUACCACUAAAGCCAAACCAUAAAACCUAACCCUUACUCAUGAAAAUGUUAAACUUCAAUGGUGUAGGAUCCCAAAUAGCAAGUACCGCCAACUAACGUUACUUUCAAAGUCUUGCAUUGAGUUCCAAUUGUACUGGUUGACACUGAUUGUCCUCAAGCUGAUGUUGGCUGCAGUCCAACUUAGACGGACAUAACCUUGUCCAUGUCACAUUGAACUGUGAUAAGCUCAUUACAUGGUCAGCUCUCUCUAAACACUGAUGUCUUCGUGUUUAUGUUUGAUAGAACCUGCCAUUCUCAGUGGAGAACAAGUGGCGUCUGCUGGCAAUGAUGGUGGUGUUUUUCGGCAGUGGCUUCGCCUUCCCCUUCAUUGUUGUCAGACACCAGCUCCUGAAGAAGUGA
Messenger RNA from Coregonus sp. 'balchen', 1737 nucleotides. Lineage: Eukaryota; Metazoa; Chordata; Actinopteri; Salmoniformes; Salmonidae. The record is from the annotation of a GenBank genome assembly.